Messenger RNA from Toxorhynchites rutilus septentrionalis, 2556 nucleotides. It is a transcript of the gene HBS1, whose product is annotated as protein HBS1. The record is from RefSeq and is a predicted model, not a curated record. NCBI's taxonomy places the organism in Eukaryota, Metazoa, Arthropoda, Insecta, Diptera, Culicidae. The transcript is spliced from 6 exons. The coding region runs from base 421 to 2502 and encodes 693 amino acids. Gene Ontology annotation, biological process: translation. Gene Ontology annotation, molecular function: GTPase activity; GTP binding.
AUAUUGAAUUAAUCCACUUUUAUCAAUAUGAAUUGUGUUUAAACAUGUUUUUCGACUAGAAAAUGUUUCUUCCUAUCGUUUCAAGAUGUUUUCCUCGCGAUUUAUAUAUGGACUGAUGAAUUAUUAACAAAAAAGUGUUUGUCCGCGUUCACGUUCACGGGAACUCUAAACCUACCUUUAUAUAGGAAUCACUGCCAACUGACAUACCUAAAGUGAUAAUGCGUGUUUCUGUUGUUCUAUUGGCAGCUUAUUUUCUUUGCAAUCAGACGUAAUCAAUAAUUUAUUUUUUUAUAAAUCUUUCAAGAAAUGAAUUAACGACGGGUACGGUGUGAAUUGGCUAGGGUGCCCUUACAACGUAACUCAAAUGUUCUGAGAAUCUUUGUGCUAAAUACAAGAGAAAAACAGUGAUAUUGAAGCAGAAUGUCUCGCCAUCGGAAUGUUCGUUCGUUGAAUUACGAAGAAUACGAUGAUGAUGAUGACUAUCAUUACGGUCAGUCAGUGGAAGACGAAUGUAUCUCUCCAACGGAUGCUCAACAAUGGAUCUAUGAUAGGGCAAAAGGUGAGCAGAGCAUGUCUGCUUUCCUGGCAAACAACCGAGAUAUUGAAGAAGAGGAUGAUGAUGAAUUGGAAGCAGAUCGCGAAGAAGACAAGAGACACGCAAGACGAGAUUCAGAGUGCUAUCAACUUCCGGAAUUGAAUGACGUAGAUCGAACGCGAUUGGUUUCGUGCAUGGACGAAAUUAGGAACAUUGUCGGUGAAUCAGUCACCGAUAGGCAACUGGUUGAAGCAAUUAUGAAACACAAUUACGAUUUCAAUAAAGCUUUGGAUGAAGUUCUGAACAGUAGCAAGGCGUCGGCUACUUCCGUCGAAAACGUCAGGAAGGAUAAUUUGGAACCUGUCGAAAAAGGUAUAAGUGCACUUUUAAUGAAGAAAUCAGAAAAGCUGCUCCACCAGAAUCAGUCGCUGCUGACAACGGCUAUCCCGACUGGAGAUCCAUUGAAGCCUUCUAUACUGAUUACGCCAACUGUCAAAAGAGCUGGCGUCACACUCGGUUUCGAUGUCCCCACUAGUCCCAGGACUCUCUCACCUUCGGCAUCUGGUCGUAAUACACCAGAAUCAAGCGAUGAAUCGAAGCAACAGAAUCAAUCGUUUAAACAGCUCCCAAAAGAGCCACAGCGCAACGCUCAGGACCUGUUCAAGAAGGAGCGCGGCUCGGAUAAGCAACAUAUUCACAUGGUAGUGAUAGGACAUGUAGAUGCUGGCAAGAGUACGCUCAUGGGGCAUUUACUCUACGACACCGAUAAUAUUCCUCAACGAGUAAUGUUGAAAAAUGAACAUGAGAGUAAAAAAUUAGGCAAGCAGAGUUUUAUGUAUGCGUGGGUGUUGGAUGAAACAGGAGAGGAACGCGAACGUGGCAUUACAAUGGACGUCGGAUGUUCGAAGUUUGAAACAGAUAAUAAACAGAUAACGCUGUUGGAUGCACCUGGACAUAAGGAUUUCAUUCCAAAUAUGAUCUCAGGAGCAAAUCAAGCGGACGUUGCACUGCUUGUAGUUGAUGCCACGAGGGGUGAAUUCGAGACAGGAUUCGAACAAGGAGGCCAAACGAGAGAGCAUGCCCUGCUAGUGCGUUCAUUAGGUGUGAAUCAGCUGGGAGUAGUUGUGAACAAAUUGGACACAGUGAAUUGGUCUAAAGACCGUUUCGAUGAAAUCGUAAGCAAAUUGAAGGUGUUCCUAAAGCAGGCUGGGUUCAAGGAGUCUGAUGUGACUUACGUUCCCUGCUCAGGCCUAACCGGUCAAAAUUUAGUCAAAGAUCCAACUGAUCCCGAGCUAUUGAAAUGGUAUAAAGGUCCCACAUUGCUGAAGGUCAUAGACUGCUUCAAAACACCAGAGCGCUCGAUUGAUAAACCCUUUCGAAUGCCAGUUUCGGAUAUUUUCAAAGGUACGGGAUCUGUGUUUUGUAUAUCUGGUCGCAUUGAAUCCGGUAUCAUUUGUGCGAACGACAAAGUGCUCGUGUGUCCUAGCAAAGAGCAAGCCGUUGUUAAGAACAUUACGAUAGAAGAGGUGCAAUAUACGACCUGUUUUGCUGGCGACCAGGUCUCCAUCACGUUGGCAAACAUCGAUGUUGCGAACAUUGCUGUAGGGUACAUACUCAGUGACAUCUACAAUCCAAUCCCUCUGUCAACAAGGAUUCGCGCCCGUAUUGUGGUGUUUAAUAUCAAAGUCCCCAUUACAAUGGGCUAUCCAGUCCUUCUGCAUCACCAGUCACUGAUUGAACCAGCAAUAAUUUACAAACUGAAAGCACAACUUCAUAAAGGUACAGGCGAAGUGAUCAAGAAAAAUCCCCGUUUUUUGGGUAACAAUUCAUGUGCCCUGGUUGAUAUUGAAUUUCAGCGACCUAUUUGCAUGGAGCGUUACGCUGACUGCAAAGAACUCGGGAGAAUCAUGUUGCGAGUCGGUGGAGUAACCAUUGCUGCCGGACUCGUUACAGACAUUGUUAAAUAGAGUCAGUUUUUUUUUUUGGAAUAUUAAGGCCAAACGAAUGUAAAUUUGUUCGAA